Messenger RNA from Callorhinus ursinus (northern fur seal), 1074 nucleotides. RefSeq names its product G protein-coupled receptor 20 (gene GPR20). NCBI's taxonomy places the organism in Eukaryota, Metazoa, Chordata, Mammalia, Carnivora, Otariidae. Gene Ontology annotation, biological process: phospholipase C-activating G protein-coupled receptor signaling pathway; positive regulation of Rho protein signal transduction. Gene Ontology annotation, cellular component: plasma membrane. The record is from RefSeq and is a predicted model, not a curated record. Gene Ontology annotation, molecular function: G protein-coupled receptor activity.
AUGCCCUCUGUGUCUCCCGUGGGCUCCUGGGCCCCGGCGGCCCCCAAUGCCACGGUGGCGGAGGCCAACGUCAGCAUGCCAGAGAAGCCCCUGUUCCACGUGUUUGCCCGGCUGGACGAGGAGCUGCACGCCGCCUUCCCGGGCCUGUGGCUGGCACUGAUGGCGGUGCACGGCAUCAUCUUCCUGGCGGGGCUGGUGCUCAACGGGCUGGCGCUCUACGUCUUCUGCUGCCGUACCCAGGCCAAGACGCCCUCGGUCAUCUACACCAUCAACCUGGUGGUGACCGACCUGCUGGUGGGCCUGUCCCUGCCCACGCGCUUUGCGGUCUUCUACGGCACGCGCGGCUGCUUGCGAUGCGCCUUCCCGCACGUCUUCGGCUACUUCCUCAACAUGCACUGCUCCAUCCUGUUCCUCACCUGCAUCUGCGUGGACCGCUACCUGGCCAUCGUGCAGCCCGACGGUUCCCGCCGCUGGCGCCAGCCCGCCUGCGCCAGGGCCGCGUGCGCCUUCGUGUGGCUGGCCGCCGGCACCGUGACCCUGUCUGUGCUGGGCAUGACAGCCGGCGGCCGGCCUUGCUGCCGCGUCUUCGCGCUGACCGUGCUGGAGUUCCUGCUGCCGCUGCUGGUCAUCAGCGUGUUCACGGGCCGCAUCCUGUGUGCGCUGUCCCGGCCGGGCCUCCUGCGCCAGGGUCGCCAGCGCCGCGUGCGGGCCAUGCAGCUGCUGCUCACUGUGCUCAUCAUCUUCCUCGUCUGCUUCACGCCCUUCCACGCCCGCCAGGUGGCCGUGGCGCUGUGGCCCGAUGUGCCGCGCCACGCCAGCCUCGUGGCCUACCACGUGGCCGUGACCCUCAGCAGCCUCAACAGCUGCAUGGACCCCAUCGUCUACUGCUUUGUCACCAGCGGCUUCCAGACCACCGUCCGAGGCCUCUUGCGCCGCCGCGGAGCCAGGUACGAGCCCGACAGCAGCAACAUGGUCAGCAUGCACAAGAGCUCCAGAGGCUCGGGCCACAAUCCCAUCCUCGGCGCCAGCCCUAGCGCCUUCACCCGGGACCUGGCCAACGGGCCUAACGCCUAG